Messenger RNA from Malania oleifera, 3659 nucleotides. Its product is annotated as histone-lysine N-methyltransferase ASHH3. Gene Ontology annotation, cellular component: chromatin; nucleus. Gene Ontology annotation, molecular function: protein binding; histone H3K36 methyltransferase activity. Gene Ontology annotation, biological process: regulation of DNA-templated transcription. The record is from RefSeq and is a predicted model, not a curated record. The transcript has 13 exons. The coding region runs from base 88 to 1197 and encodes 369 amino acids. NCBI's taxonomy places the organism in Eukaryota, Viridiplantae, Streptophyta, Magnoliopsida, Santalales, Ximeniaceae.
AAGCGGACAAAAAGAAGUGGAGAAACAACGGAACCCAAAUCCUGCACUUAAUGUUCAGUUUCUUAACUGGUGGAGCUAAUUGAGGCCAUGCCUGCCACAAAGAAGAGUGCUGAACGCAGCAGCAUUGGUCACAUAUUCAACAAGUUGCUGAAGCAGAUAGGAAAUCCCGUUGACUUUGAACUACCUGAUUGGUUUAAUAAAUGGAAGCCUUCUUCCUAUACCUUUAUAAGGCGCAAUUUAUAUCUCACUAAGAAGGUCAAAAGGCGCCUUGAGGAUGAUGGCAUAUUCUGCUCCUGCAGCUCCUCAGUGGGUUCUUCUGGCGUCUGUGAUAGAGAUUGUCAUUGUGGGAUGCUGCUGUCUAGCUGCUCCUCAGGCUGUAAAUGUGGGAGCUCAUGUCUCAACCAACCAUUUCAUCACCGACCUGUGAAGAAGAUGAAACUAGUGAAGACUGAGAAAUGUGGAUCUGGGAUAGUGGCUGAUGAGAAUAUUAAGAAGGGGGAGUUCGUAAUAGAAUAUGUUGGAGAAGUUAUUGAUGACAUAACAUGUGAGGAAAGGCUUUGGAAAAUGAAACAUCGUGGAGAAACAAACUUUUACUUGUGCGAAAUCAAUCGAGAUAUGGUGAUUGAUGCCACAUACAAGGGAAAUAAAUCAAGAUAUAUAAAUCAUAGUUGUUGCCCCAACACCGAGAUGCAAAAAUGGAGAAUUGAUGGUGAAACAAGAAUUGGCAUAUUUGCUACUCGUGACAUAAGUAGGGGCGAGCAUCUAACCUACGAUUAUCAGUUUGUUCAAUUUGGUGCAGACCAAGAUUGCCACUGUGGUGCAGAAGGCUGCAGGCAAAAGUUGGGAGUCAAACCGAGCAAGCCUAAAAUGCCUUCUUCAGAUGCUGCAUUGAAACUUGUUGCUUGCCAGGUGGCAGUCUCAUCUCCCAAAGUGAAAGCAAUUCUAUCUGGGAAAUAUGUUCAUCAGAAUGGUGGGCUGCAUAUAGGAAGCUCAGAUCAUGCUACUAAGCAACAAAGAUCAUGCUCCCGUAAUUGUAUUGGUGAACUUAUUAGGAUAAAUCGCCCCAUCAAUGACAGGUCUUUUGGGAUUAUUAAGCAUUUCGAUAACAAAUCGAAAAAGCACACUAUCAUGUUUGAAGAUGGUACUAUUGGCUUCCUUGACAUGUCCAAGGAAGGGUGGGAAUUUGUUUCUUUGUGAUGUAACUGUGAGGUAAGUAGAACUUUUUGUUGAACAUCAUUUAUGUCUCCCAUUCCUUGUAUACAUGUGAACAAAUUUUGUAUUUUCUGUAUCUAUUUUCUUUCUUUAUGAAAUUUAUUUUUCUAUAAAAUGUCAUGUAUUUUACAACUGAUCACACUUUUGUUCUAGAAGACUGAGAAACUAAAGCAAAGGCAAUUUUAAUAUGAAUAGGGUGGGGGGGACAUGCCCCUAUUGAUGGGGGGUUUGUUGUAGAGUGCUUUAUGGUUAGAAGUGAUGAUGAAAGGAUCGAGAUGGAUUUUGACUGUAAUGAGAUGGUAUAAAUGGUAAUAUGAUAUUAAUGGGAUGAAUGAAGUAGUUUGUUUAAGCUCUGGCCGUUGAAUUUAAAAAAAAUUCCUGCAAUAGAAUUCAUAAUCAAUUUCUGUUGAGGGAUAGGGUUUAAUAUAACUCUUUUAUGUUUGUUGACUGUUAGCACUUUGAUAGAUACAAGGUAAAUAAAUGUAUUCUUCUGUGUGUGCGCCUGGUUUUUUUUUUGAUAGCAAAAUAAAUUUUCAUUUAUAGAGAAUUAUAAGAGGGAGAAUGAGACAACUCCCGAGCUGGGACAAACCAGAAAUAUACAAUUAAGAACAACAAAGAGAGAAGAGAUAAAAAAGCCAGCAUGUUCCUUCAAUCUCUUUGUAACCCCUGAAAACUAGACCCUCUGAAAAAUCCAUAAUCGGCACACCACAGUGAGACAAGUAUUGAAUUUUGUCCCGAACCAUCUCCCAAUUUAAUUUUUUUCCCAAAAAAAUCCAAGCAUUAUGGUCCAACCAUAUUCCCCAUAAAACUGCAAAAAUACCACACUUCCAUGAUGCUGCCUCCUUCCUUCGACUAAAGCCUGCGAAAGAAAUGGCUAGCAAGUCUUCCACCAAAGGACAUACCCAGUUAUCUCCCACAAUACCAAAAAUCUUAUCCCAAAUCCUGCAAGCAAACUCACAGUGCAAAAGAAGAUGAGAAGAUGUCUCGGAGUUCUUGUAAUAGAGCACACAUACAUCGGGACAGAGAGCCUUCAAAGAUCUCCUGAUUUGCAGCAAGUUAUUAAUAUUUAUUUUAUUAAGUACUGCCAACCAAGUGAAAGCCUUAACUUUUGAGGGUGCCUUGGCCUUUCAAAUAAUAGGAUAGAGUGGAAAUGAUGAAUUGGAAUGGAUCAAGAAUUCAGAAAAAAAAUUUGCAAGAAUACGGUCUGAAUUGAUCCAAAGGAAGAAUGCACUGCUGACUGUUCCAAAGAUUUGCAAUAAUAGGAUAGCCUUAACUUUUAUGUGCAUGGGCGUGCGAUUUUUUCAAUAUAUAUACAGAAGAUUCAAGAUAAAUGCUAAUGCUUCCCCGUGUUUCUGUUUCUCCUAUAAAAUGUAACAUAUCACUUCUAACGUGAAUGGAGCUAAUUUUUUAAGGAGAUAAUAAUUUCAAGAACAGUUCCUUCAUUUUGAAUUUGAAACCUACCAAUGACAAGAUAAAGGGUGUCCCUGGUACACUAGGCUCCCAGCUUUGCGAGGGUAGGGGGAGAGUCAUCAGAGUGUAUGCAGCCUUUACCCCUGCGUUUAUGCAUAGAGGCUGUUUCCUUGGACUCGAACUUGUGACCAACUGGUCACAAAGGAGCAACCUUACUUUUCAUCCAAGGACUGCUCUCCCAUGAAUCAGGCAAUCACAAGAUGUUAUACUAAUAUUUAAAUCCACUAAGUGCAGCAGGAACUACAUCAUUGGGACCCACAUUGAAUCAUACCUUUCAGUUGUAAAAGUCCUAGUGCUAAUGCGGCAUCGUGUGAUUUCCAAAUCGGACAUGGAAGGACCGUUGGUUGCAAGUAUUUCUGUUUUUCAAGUCUUAUUGUGGCUCUUCUAUCUUUGAAGCUGUGAUCUUUCAUGAACAAAAUAACGUGAAGUCAUGUCACAAUUCUAAAUAUAUUAAUUCUGUUAGAGAAGUGUUGGAAGAAUUAAAAAGACUGUCUUGAAAGUAAAUAAUAUAUGCCAGGCUUUUCUAGUGGCUGUUUGUGUGCUGGUGAAAAUUGUCUAUGUUUUACAUGGAGGCCGGCGUAGACAUGGCUCCUUUUUGUAACUGCCAUGCUACAUGGGGGUAGAGAUGAGCUUAAAGGCUGCAAUCAGCUCACUUGCUUAAUUAUGACCAAGGUCUUAAAUUUUGAUUUUGACUCAAAUUUCGAAGCUUCGAAAGUGCAGAAAUUUCGAUGGAAAUUUUGAUUUAGAUGUCAAUUUCUAUUUUGAUUUGAAAAAAUAACGGAAAUUAGUAGUAAAGCAUGAAAUUCUUUGUGAAACUUUAGAAAUGGUUAACAAACAUAAUAAUAUAAGUUUUAGGACUAAUAUAUUACAAAUUAAAUAUAUCUUUGUUUUGUAUGAGGUGGAAAAGUUGUAAAAUAGUAUGUGUAUCAAAUAUAUUUGUAAGAUAAUGCACAUUAAACAUAUUUAGUUAAUACAAA